UGCGCUGUUGGAUGUUUCUGUUGUUUAGUUAAAAAGUCGUAGAUGUGUAUUUUGUGGUUAAAAUCAUAGUUAAAACACAUUAUUUUAAGUUUAAUUUACUGUAAGCACGACUGAGCUUUGCAAAAAAUACAAUUGUCUGGAAUAUGACGGCGAUUCAUUAUAAUAAAAGAACACCUGUCAUGUAAUGUUAAUGAAUCAUGGAUCCAGUGUUGGACAAUGAUUGGAUUGGAAUUAAGCAGGAACCUGUAGAAGAGACAAAAAAUGUCGGAAAUAUUGUCCGCAGUUGGCAAGCAAGGGAACUUGGAAUAGUCCCAUCCAAUAGCCCUUCUAACAAAAAAGUCCUUGAAAAUGCUGCUGAAGAUAUUCUUGUACGAAAACAACUUAAUAUUAGGUCAUGUGAUUUACCUGGAUAUCCAAGAUCAACAUUUUUGAUGGUUUUCAGCCCAGAUGGCACCAAAGUGGCAUCUACUCACGGGAACCACAAUGUUUAUGUUUCUGAAUUAGCUAGUGGGAAGCAUGUUCGUAUACUUAAAGGUCAUCCCCGCACACCCUGGUGCAUCGCCUUCCACCCAUCACACCCCCAGCUGAUCGGUUCCGGUUGCCUUGGUGGCCAAGUACGUGUGUGGGAUAUUGAAAGUGGUGGAAGUGAAGUGUGGAAUGUUCGCAGUGAGACAGUGAUAGCAUCUAUUGCAUUCCAUCCUCGUGAGCAGCUGUUAGUUAUUGCAACACAUAAUGAACUUUAUUUCUGGGAUUGGAGCCACCCAGCACCUUUCACUAAAGUGUGUACUAACAAUGUCAACGAGAAAGUUAGGUAUGUCGCUUUCGACGCGCUGGGACACAAACUGAUAACUGGGAUAUCAUACAUACCUGGUGGUCCUCAAACACUACUGCAGGAACAACAGCCAUUGCGACCCACAGCUAACACAAGCAAUAGCAGAAGAGAUGACUCUGACGAUAAUAGCGACAGGCCAGCGGAAACCUCGGGAAGCUCUGAAGAUCUUAUGGCGAAUUCAUAUCAAAACUUAGUACAAAGAUAUGAUAGCCUCGUAAGGAAUUAUCAGCGGUUGUUUAGAGUUCGACAUAGGCUGGUGAAUAUCAACAACCCUUCACCACCAAGUACCAUUGACCGAGGCACGGACCCGAUGGAGACGGACGCGUCGCCGAGCCGCGGCACGCCGCUGUGGUCGCCGGCCCGCGCCGCCGCUCCGCAGGACAAUGCUAACGCAAGCAGUUCCAGGAGACAAGACAGCGGAGACAGCGAAGGUGAAGGCAGCAGCAGUCGCUUGUUGAAUCUCGACGUUCUGUCCAUCAACGGGAACUCAUCAUCGAGUUCCAGAAAUCUUGAAACAACAUCAAAUCCAAGACAAUCAAUAUUUGGAUCAAGAUCUUCAGCGUUUAUGCCGCUAAGCGAAGCCUACAGACGCACAGCUCGGGCGGGAGAGGCUUCUGAACGUUCCAGUAGACUUUUACCAAACCCUUUUUCAUCUACCAACACUGCGCCAAGAGGCCCCACUAGGCUAUUCCCCGACUACCGGCUACAACAAUUUAUUAGAGAGCUGAACAACUCGUCCCGUACCAGCAUUUUUACAUCCUCAAGACAGGAUUCCGACCGACAAAACUUUGCACAUGAUUUCGCACGACGAAGACGAAAUUCAUCACCAUCUACAUCUCGAACUAAUCCAUUACACCCAAAUGAUUCUCCGUCAACAUCUUCAACACCACCAUUGUCUAAUUCUGCAGCUGCAACCCGAGCUACUCCAGGGCCGUCUAGACCGACAAUGACAAACUCAUCAACACAAAUGAGCCCCUCAAGUGCACCCGUUGAUGCCCAAAGUAUUAACGAAAGCCUUGAUUUGAUUCGCGAUAUUUUAAGAGAUUCUGGUACAAGAUUAUUAAAUUUGAUCACAAAUAUGUCUUUAUCAACACUAGCUAGCGUAGAACGAAAUAGGCGGUUAAAUAACUCGCGACCGCAUUCUGACGACAGCGAAGGCAGCAGCCGACAAAGGCCGCCUAUUAGAACUCGCGUACGAUUAUUUAGUUCUAUUAUAAGGCGAGAUCUCCUAGCGUCAAGUUCCGAUUCUGAUAGCGAUCAGUCUUUGGAAGUCAACAUUUUUCGGACGAGAAACACAACUUUUCGAGAAGACGAUGCGAGAGUCGACGAUUUAAGCAAUACAAAUGACCCUGUUCCAGACAACGUGCCGCCUGCAACCAAUCGGAUGGUUUUCGAGCUUAACAACGAUGCUCGAGAUCGGGAAUCGUUCAAAAUUUCUUUGCCUAAAUCUUUAUUUAGGGUUCGAUCACAAAGUAAUGCAACUGGAGAAGAUGUCUCUUCUAAUACACAAAUUAAUUUAGAGUCCAAUCAAAACAGCCCCUCAACAUGUGGCGACAGAGCAUCAACAAGUAAGGAAGGUGAAUCAACGGAAAGGGAUUCAACUUCGACAAGUAGGAUUGGCACAUCGACUAGUAUUGAUGGUGCAUCGACAAGUAAGGAUAGCCCAUCGUCGACUAUAAUUACAAUUCCUAAGUAUUUAUUUAGAGGUCGAUCAGAAAGUAAUACAACUGGAGAAGAUACCUCCUCGAGUACACAAAUUAAUUCUGAGUUCAAUCAUAACCGCCCAUCAACAAGUCGCCAAAGAGCAUCAACAAGUAGGGAAGACGAAUCUACAAAAAGGGAUUCAGCUUCGACCAGUAAGGAUAGCCCAUUGUCGACUAUAAUCAAAAUUCCUAAAUAUUUAUUAAGAUGUCGAUCACAAAGUAAUGCAACUGGAGAAGAUGCAUCCUCUAAUACACAAAUCAAUCCAGGGUUCAAUCAUAACCAACCAUCAACAAGUCACGAACAGGUAUCAACAAGUAGGGAGGGUGAAUCCACAGAAAAGGAUUCAGCUUCCACAAACAGGAUUGACACAUCGAUUAGUAUUGAUGUUGCAUCGACGAAUAAGGAAGUUCCAUUGACGAGUAGGGAUGUUCCACCGACAAGUAGGGAUAGUCCAUUGACUAGUAGGGAUGUUCCAUCGACGAGCAGGGAUGUCCCAUCGACGAGCAGGGAUGUCCCAUCGACGAGUAGGGGAGUCCCAUCGACGAGAAGGGAUGGCCCAUCAAUGAGUAGAAAUGUCCCAUCGACAAGUAGGAAUAGUCCAUUGAGGAGUAAGGAUGGCCCAUCGACGAAUAACGAUGGUCCAUCGACGAGUACAGAUAGCGCAUCGACAAGUAGAGAUGGUGCACCGACAAGAAGCAAUGUGGUUUCUUCAGAGGAAGCUUUUAGAAAAGUGAAAGGAGGCGUAAAAGCACUACACAAACAUACAGCGCAAUUAGCAGAUAUAUGGGUACACGGGAAUCGGAUCACAAUCCGCGAAUUGCGCAUUAUGUGGGAAAAUCUAAGGCGACGCGUGCUAGCAUUACACAGAGAAACAGGAAGACAAGACGUACCAAGUUAUUACACUCGAUCUUUACUAGAAAGAUGUAUGAUGCUGACUGAAAUGUCGGAUAAUCUUAAUCUUGUGUCUAAUAGGAACGCAAGAAGUAAUCAGAGAAACGAUGUUGGUAGUAGACCAGGAGAAGAGGCUCGUGACGAAUCUAAUCCAGAUAAUUUGGGCACUUCAAACCGCAGUGAAAGUAACACCUCGACUGGCAACACAAAUGACAAUAGGCAAACACAACCACCUCGUAGGUCGGCAGCGGCUAGAUCACCAAGCUUCCGUUCCUUACCAUCCAUGAGAAGAAGGUUACUUUCUAGUUAUAGAUGGAGGCCAGAAGAUGAACUAAGAAGAAGGUACCGCAUUCCAACUUCUAAUCGUCUCACCGCUCGUCGUAGAGAACUAGCACGAGCUUUUGAAAUUAGUGCUAGUCGCCAUGAGAUACGUAUGCGAGCCAUGCAAGUACUUUCAAUCAUGUUUAAUAUGAUGAUGAUGUGCCUGGAAGAGCGCGGUCUCAGUCAGAUCAUUAUUGAUAUGUUGCGAACUUUGAAGAAAGCACUGGCAUUGACAUGUUUAAUCUUCAUGAUGAAUAGAAACCGUGCAGGAAGCAGUAAUACACCACCUACCCAAAAUGUGGAUUCGCUCAAUGUCAUACGCAUUCAGAAUGUCGAUCAUACCGGUCCCGUCAACGUUGAUGGCCCUGACGACCCUGCCUCCCCACAAGUGCCUAAUGAAACAGAAGAUUAUCAAAAAAAGAGCGAAGAAAAUAAUGAGACACAAGAGCCAACACCUUCAACUUCACAAGCUCCACCUUGUCCAACGGCAUCUGCUUCUAAUAGAGCUUCACAAAGAUGGAGUAAUAGACUAGCCGUACAAAUUGCUGCGGCGAAUAGAAACAACUCCGCGACAGCUAGAAGUAGACGAGAUCUUUACCAAGAAUGCAAAAGACUGAAAGCCCUACAUAGAACAAAUCCAACUGCUCAUCCAUUAAUUAAAAAGAGAGUUUUACCACCUGCAUCAACUUACAGAAUACCAACGCUGCGUCUUUUGCCAAGUACAUUAAAAUGUUCCGGUUUGGUAACACCGAGGCCAAGACCCGUAAACAAUGACGAACCAGUCGCCGGUCCGUCGAAUGAAUCCCCUCCGGCUGAAAAUCAGAACCGCGAAUCGCUAAUGAAUGAAUUUGAGCACAGAGUCAAUUUGAUUCGUAUAGCACACGCUCAAGCAGCUGGCUUGCGACAUGCUGCACGAAACAGAUUUAGGCGUCUUCAAACAAUUCGCUUAUACACUCCAUCUUCGGUACGGGAAAUGUUUGCUCUUCAGACUAAUAAUUCUGAUACCCAACCGGGAAAUCGCUCACCCCAAAAUGGUUCCGAACUUGGCGGUAGACGUACUUUUGCUGCCUAUGCACCUGUAGCUCCCCGAGCAGAAUCAAAUGGCAGGUCACUAGAUGAUUUCCGUGCGGCAUUUAAUAAUUUGACAAUGCCGCUGAUGCAAGUUAACGAUCAAUCCCCACCUAACGCGGAGGCUCAAGGACCGCAACCGCAAAGAUUUCCUCGAAUACAUGAAUAUUUGCAGCCAAUCAUAUUAGCUCAGAACGCGAUGGUGUUGGACGUGGAGGGUGGGGGAGGCGGCGAAGGCGGCGGCGGCGGGGGCGGGGGCGGGCCGAAUGCAGUAGGCGCGGGGGGCGCGGCGCGGCGCAUGAGCGGGCUCGCGGGACUGCUGGACGCGGGCAUCAUCUCCGAGCCGCAGUCCCCGCCCUCACACCGCGUGCAGGCCUGGGACUUUACCACCGGAGACACGCCCGACAUCGCUGACAGCACGAAGAAUGUGGUGGUGCAGCGAUGCAAAAUUCACAACGACGCCAGCAUCGAUAUCUCCAAAGACGGACGAAUAUUGGUCGCGUUACUUCCCGUGCCGCGAUUCAGGAACCGUGAUUUAGCAAACCAUUGGCUUGGCGUAUACUCGCUGGAGUGGGGUCGCCUGGGGCAGUGCCUCCACACAGCUGUGCUGGAACAGAGCGCGGUGUCAGUGGCGUUGUCGCCCACCGGCCGCCAUCUAGCAGUGGGGCUUGGCUUACGGCGAAUCACCAACUCUCCUCGGGCUAGGAACAACGUCAUUGCGCUACUGUACAAACUAGAACCAAUUGAAAGCUCAAGUCGCACCGGCUUGACACCGGUCAAGGAAUUGGAGCAGAACUGGGCGCACAGUCUUACUAGUCUCAACUGCAUCCGCUGGGCGCCGCAGCCGGGACAAGGCCUGGUCUACGCCAACAACACUGGACAACUCAUAAUCAUGAGCUAAACACAUGAUGUACAAUAAUAUUGCAUUAAAAAAAACAAUGUAAUAUUUUUAACAGUCACUGCCAUUGGACUGAGCAUGUGUAAGUCGCCGCGAGCUCUUGCCAAUUUUUCGUUUAAACCUUUAACUUUUUUUUGGGACAAAUUCAGACAUAAUAUCCCUCCGUAUGACAGAUUUGGAAUCACUCCGGCCUUGGCUUAUAAUGUCUUUUUAUUUAACAGGCAAGUUUUAUUACGGACGUAGUCACUUUUAUCCAUCAACGACUGCCCUACAGGAAGAUCACGAACGUCAUCGUCGUAAUACAAUUUUGGCUUGCCUUGACCACAGUGUAAUUUUUAUUAAUGGCUUACAAUUUGUAACAUGAGUAAAAGAUAUCUUGCGAUUCGCAGUUUUUUAACAUUUGAGUGUAAAACCUAUGAUAUGGUCCUGAAAUAUUGCAAUGUUUUAUUAGGAAAUUACAAAUACCUAUUGUCUUAUGAUCUCGGUGUCAUUAUACUCAUAAACCUAUGAUUUCGAAUUUAUACUUACGAUUGUUUUGGGUUUUGUAGUUUUACGAGAGAUUUAAGAGUUCCUGACAAUUGCGUAAAAUUGAAGAAAUAAAAUUAACAACAGUGAUCUCAAAUAUGUGUCGAAGGCGAUGAAGUAAUGAAACUGAACUAAAAUUAUAUUUAUAAAAAGAUAUUUUUAAUUCAUUUAUUGUACUUUGCAAGAAGUGGACUGAACAGAGGUAGAAAGACUAAAAUAAUGUAAUAGGCUAUCACAUGACCUCUAUUACAUUUUUGAAAGCUAAUAAAACCCUGAUUGCUAUAGGUAAAUGAUUUGUAAAUUUAAGCGAUUAAUUGGUGAUAAAAUCUAUCGACUCUUUAAUAUAUAAAUCUUUAUACCGGUCGUAAAUAAUAAUACAAAAAUUUAACGUUUUGGUUACAGUGCAGAUCUCAGUCAUACAUAUGGCAAUCGAUAUUAAAACAAAAAUUAUUUUACUUUGCUUGAUAUAAUAUAUAAUAUUUCAAUAAAAAUAUUCACCGACAGCUCAGUGUGAUAAAAUAAAUAACUAUUUCCGUACCCUUGUCACAUCCACUGUAACCAAAUUCUAAAUUAGCCGCCUUUCUAAACAAGCUAUCUAUAGUGUAAGUAUAUUAACGGAAAAGGUAUCCAAGUGGAACUUGAAAGAUUUAUCUUAUAUUAGUACUGGCGUUAACUUCCAGAAAUUUUAACCAUUGCUUGUACAUUUAUAAUUCUAAACUUUAUGUAUUUAUUUUCCAUAGUUUAAUUAGUGUUUAUUGUCUUAAGACUACUUACUUUAAAAAUAAAUAACAUACAAUAUUGCUUUGUUAUAAUUAUGUUAUGAAAUACAUCAGAAUCUCAGUGCAAGCUAUAUCAUGAUGUGUUUCAUCACAAUGUAUUUUAUUUUUAGAUUAAGUACAUAAACUUGGACCUUAUGUAGGUAAUAAGAUUUUAUUAAAGUAUGUUACCCCAAUGUAGGUUAAGGAAAGAAACUGUAGGAUACACUGUAUUUAGUAACAUUUAAAAAAAAUUACAAAAUAAUGAUAACGUCAGUUCUUUUGUGAAACGAUAUUUUUUUCACUUAGUUUGUUUUCCUUAAAUUUCGUGCAUCAUUGCCAAUGUUGCAAAGGUUUAUUUGCGGUACACAUGCCACAAUCAAAAAAGGUCAAUGACCGUAAAAAUGCUCUGCUAGAGGCCUGUCCCGAAUUUCAAUGUGCUAAAAAAUUCGAUGAAGGUAUUUAUCAAGUUCAAUUACAAUUAUAAUUUUUGUAUUAUACUACUUUACUACCCAAAAACUACAUUCCGGACACUAUGGCCGGCUUUUUUUUGUGUAUAAUUUUUAAAAGACUAUUUAUUUAUUUAUUUAACUUUAUUUACCUACUUUGAGCAGGGUUGUUUAUUUCAAUCGUCCUCUUAUACUGCUACAUUCUUUUAUGAUUUUUUCCUGGCAAGGGGUCUGCAGUUUCCAUGGUAGUAUAUUGCAUGCCAAACCCGCCGGUUUACUAUUGUUUAACAAAAAACGUAUGACAAAAGAUCAUUUUACAAACAACGUUAGAAAAACUUAUCAUUUGACAAACUUUCAUAUCCCAAACGUAUUACUUUAAAAACAAUCGUUUGAUAUAAUACAGGUUUCGCAAAUGUUUUACUUGGAAAAUUAUUAAUCUGUUAAAAUAUUAUUUUAAAAGUAAUCACAUUAGGAAAUAAUUCGUUUGCCAAAUUGGUGACUGUACAAAAAGUUAGAAGAUAAAUAUUUUCUAACCAAUACUUGUUUCAUAUAGGAAUUUAUGAAAUAAAACACAUUCGAGCUUCGGUCGCAUGAUGACGCCAUCACAAACUGAUUUAUUAUAUAGAAAUAAGUAGAAUUCGGUUGUGGUCGAAGUUCUAGCCUAACCAAACCAGCCAUUUCAGUUUACCCUACACAUAAUUAUUAUAUGAUUUCGUGCUUAAAGUUAAAUAUUCGUAUGUGUAAUUUUUAUAUUUUGUCAAAUGUUGUUUAUGCUUUACGUUGUUUUGCCAACUAACAUGUUUAAACAAAUAAUCAAUUUGUGAAAUAUAGUUUUAGCAUAUUAUUAUUUUACAAUUAAUAUAUUGUCUAAUGAGUAGUUUAUUAAACAAUCGUUUGUAAAAUAAUAAAUUUAACAAGUAUAAUUUUGUCAAACGUUAUUUUUCAAAUGAAAAUUUGUUAUUUGUUUUUUGUCAAAUGUUCGGACACCCAAACCCGCCAUCUAUCCAUAUGGCUUUCUACAAUCGUUUUUUCCUUUUCACAUCCAAUAAUUUGUUUUCUUUUUUACGUUAGG
Messenger RNA from Amyelois transitella, 8515 nucleotides. RefSeq lists its product as uncharacterized. The record is from RefSeq and is a predicted model, not a curated record. Bases 198 to 5717 code for a protein of 1839 amino acids. Gene Ontology annotation, molecular function: protein binding. Lineage: Eukaryota; Metazoa; Arthropoda; Insecta; Lepidoptera; Pyralidae. Gene Ontology annotation, cellular component: intracellular membrane-bounded organelle. Gene Ontology annotation, biological process: autophagy. The transcript has 14 exons.